CUCUUCUACAGUCCUCAACGAGCUAUUAAACGCCAUGAAAGACGACUUUGCAGACGAGGAGGAAGUACAGUCUUUUGGAUACAAGAGGUUCGGGAUCCAGGAAGGCACCCAGUGCACCAAGUGUAAGAAUGAAUGGGCGCUGAAGACCUCCAUCGCUCUGCUCUACGUGCUGUGUACUCUCCUCACCAUCGCUGUCGCUGUGCUCGGAUAUAAAGUGGUGCAAAAAGUUGACAGUGUGUCUGAAGGAAUUGCAAACUAUGGAGGAAAGAUAAGGGAUGUUGAGGCUGAAUUGAAAAAGCUUGGUAAGUUUCAUUCAUCUGGGGUGAAAUCUGAGAACACCACCACAGAGAUCCAGGGUUUUAAGAACAACAUCUGGACUCUUCAGAGGCAGCUGUCUGCGGUGGAGGAACGCAUCCACAGCGAUCAAGCUAAGCUGAGUCAGCUUCAAAACGUUGGCUCAAACAUCCAGAACAACCAGGACUCCAUUCAGGGAGCGCUGAGUAGCAACACAGCCACUUUACGCCUUGUAAAUGGCACCCUGCAGUCUUAUGACGGCAUCAUUGGGGGUCUGCAGGAGGACACCGCCAGGCUGCAGAGAGAACUCCAACAGCAGAUGAAACUUCAGAACGAGGCUCUGCUCAACAUCGGCAGCCUGAACCUCACCCAGGCCCAGCAGAGAGGCCUCAUCGGUGCUCUGCAGCGCUCCGUGGACGACACCAGCCAGGCCAUUCAAAAAAUGCGCAAUGACUUUCAGAGCUUGGAGCAGACGACCCGACAGACGCGCUCCGAUAGCGACUGGCUUCGAGGUAAAGUGGAGAACCUGCAGGUUAUGUCUAGUAAUGCCUCGGUUCUGGCAAAGGCCAACAGCGACAGCCUGGAGGAGGUGGGAUCGCAGAUUACUGUGAUGUCCAACCAGCUCCAGAACACCAGCAGCCUGGUUGAAACUCACGACCAAUCCCUGAGGGAGAUUAUGGACCAGCAGAGGGACUUUGGCAACCUCACGUCCACUCGGUUUGACCGUCUGGAGGUGCGGCUGGACGAGUCAGAGCAGAGUAUGGACCGCGUGACCGGCAACAUCAGCUUCACCACGCAGCUCCUGGGCGCCAUCAACCUUAACCUGAACGAUUUGCGCACUUGUUCUGAGACAGUCGGCCGUCACGCCGAGUUCUUGUUGAACCUCAACAACAGUGUGACAGAUGUGACGAUAGAUGCCGCCAGUCUGAGGUCCCAGCAGGAAGAUCUGGCAGCACGUGUGGACAAGGAGGUCACCAAUCUGUCUUUUGUCAUGGAGGAGAUGAAGCUGGUCGACACCAAGCACUCACAACUAAUAACCAACUUCACUAUUUUACAAGGUCCUCCGGGUCCCAGAGGCCCGAGAGGGGACAAAGGACCUCAGGGACCAUCUGGUCAAACUGGCAAGAAGGGAGAGAAAGGUGAUAAGGGUCCAUCGGGAAUACCAGGUCCCAGAGGAGAUCAGGGUUUCCCAGGACCACCAGGUUUACCAGGGUUAAAAGGAUUGCCAGGCAUCCCCGGCGGCCCCGGGUCCAAAGGCUCCAGAGGGUCAGGAGGCAGGGCCGGGCCUUCUGGUGCUAAAGGAGAGCCGGGUACUGCUGGUUUGCCUGGGAGAGACGGACAGCCUGGUCCUCAGGGGGCACAGGGCCCACCGGGUAUCAGAGGCGCGAUGGGGCCAGCUGGAGAGCAGGGACCAAGGGGACUGCCAGGACCAGUGGGGGCUCCGGGACCAGCAGGACCACCAGGACCACCAGGGUACCCUGUUCGGGGCGCAGCGGUACCUCUUGGCCCUGUGUCUCUGCAGGACGAGAGGACCGUAGCUCCGACACUUUGGGCUCCAGGCUGCCCUCCUGAGUGGGAAAACUACAGAGACGGCUGCUACUUCUUCUCCAAAGACAUGGACAGUUUUGAUGAAGCAAAGGCAACGUGUGAAGUGCAAUCGGCUUCACUGGUGAUCAUCAAUGAUCUGGAGGAACAGAGAUGGCUGAAGAGGCAGAUCCUUGGAAAGGGUUUCUUCUGGAUGGGUCUGACCGACAAAGGAGAGGAGAAUGUGUGGCGAUGGCUGGAUGGGACUGAACCUACUUUCACGAAGUGGAAACCCGGUCAGCCUGACAACUGGGGCCAUGGGCAUGACAUAGGAGAGGACUGUGCGGGUCUCGUCCACGAAGGGUUAUGGAACGAUUUCUUCUGUGAAGAUCGCGUAGGCUACAUCUGUGAGAAGAAAAUGGAGACCCCAUUAUUCCCAAGCUCAUAGCAUUAUCUUGAAAGGGAACUUGCAGUGAGCAGCUAGACUUCACCCAUGUGGCACCGGUCCACUGACCCAGCACAUGGACAGUCGGUACGGAGAGAGCAA
Scomber japonicus (chub mackerel) is the source of this 2365-nucleotide messenger RNA. RefSeq names its product collectin-12-like. The transcript has 10 exons. The coding region runs from base 35 to 2266 and encodes 743 amino acids. NCBI's taxonomy places the organism in Eukaryota, Metazoa, Chordata, Actinopteri, Scombriformes, Scombridae. The record is from RefSeq and is a predicted model, not a curated record.